CCGAUUUCCAGUUUCCCUUCCAGAAAUAUCAACACAAGACCCAUCAAAUAUCAUCUAUUUAAUUUAUUUAUUUUACUUUAACAAACAAUAAACAUUUACAAACUAAAAUAAAAUUUCACUCAAGUUUGCCAUAAGCAUUUUGAAUUCUUACUUCAAUGUUAUUCCAAACAAAAAGAAUUCACGUGAAAUAAGACCUUGUAACCCAGUGCACAUAUAACCACAAUAACAAAACGCUAAUAGUCGGACUUCGAUAUAAACUUUUAAAUGUUGGAACCGCGAGGGAAAUAGUUUAAAAUAAAAAUGCCUCGAUCCAAAUGGGCACUGGAACAAGUUGUUUUUGGAGGAAUUGUCCAUCUUGAUGAGGGUUUGACCACCAUAGGACGCAACAUUCGUUCAACUAUAGUUCCUCCAUCCGACUUUGUUUCGCGCAAUCAUGCCCAGAUUCAUAUUUCACCAGGAGGCAAUGAUAUUCGGAUUGUUGACUUGGGCUCAAAAAAUGGAAUUUACGUGAACAAAUUUCAUUAUUGCAAUGUAGAAUGCGCUCUCAAUGUUGGAGAUCUCAUAGGUAUUGGUGCAGAAGUAUCCGAGGAUGCAAUUUCGAUUGCAGGAGAAGGAAAGUAUCCAAUUUAUAUACUUAAAUGUUUUCCCGAGGAAGAUAUCAAUGGUAUUCAUGAAGAGAAUUCAGAAAAAUCUUCUUGUGAAGACAAUACUCCGCAAUCAGAACAAGCGGUUAAAAGUGAUGAACAAAAUGCAAAUAGAAAUGAUGACAAAAAUGACAGAAUCAAUGAAAAUGAUAAUUUUGUCAUACCACAAGCGAUCUCGGAGGCGGAAGAAGUUGAGGUAGUUGUAAAAAAAGAACCAGAACCUGUAGCAACAACUUCAUCGAGUAUUAUUUGUGAAAACAUUAAGAGCAUCUUUGGUGAUCUAAAUUCGGAAUUGCUGAGCACUUUGUCUGAAGAAACUAGAAAAAUAGCUGAAACUGCCACCAGGAUGGGGAAACCUAUACUAUGCGAAGGUGUUAUUUGCAUUUCUUCUAGUGAAGACGAGGAUGACUGUGGUACCACUAAUGUUACUGAUAAAAGGCAAAACCAGGUCAUCAGCCCACAGCUCUUUAAUGAUUCUGCGAAUAGUGAUAAAGAUAACAGGGAUAAACAACCUGAAGAAACAAAUGCACUUGCAUUGGACGCCAAUCCAAACAGCCUUAAUAAAAAUCAAACAGAUGUUCAAAAACCUCAACAAAUUAAUUCUGGGGAUAUAGCAAAAAGCAUACCACCAGAGUGCCCUUCAACUUCACCUUCAGAAACUGACAAAAUUGCUCCUGACCUUCAAAAACAAACUACAGCAGAACAAAACAAUAACGAGCCAAUUUUAGAACCUGAAAUAAAAAAUCUAAAAGACGAACUUGAUGACGAAGAGGAUGAUCUCUUCUUUACUCAAAAAAUCUUCGAAGAUAUGAAAGAGUAUGCUGCGGAUUUAAUAAACGAAGAAUCUCCCGAAUUUAAAACUGAACCAGAAGACUUAGAUUCAAUACCAACAAUUAAGCAAGAGAUAUGUCCACAAAAUUUAGACGGCACCAUAAUUAAUCUUGAUGACGAAGAUGAUUUUGACGAAGCCCUGGAAUCAAAAGUUCAUGAUUGGUCAAUGAAACUGACCAGAAGCUCGCAGAGCUUCUCGAAUAGUUUUAAUGUAUCUCAAGUUUAUGAGGAUAAUUAUUCAGAUGAAGAAGUAACCCUCAGAACAAGACCUAUAUUUAUUGACGACGAUGAUGAAGAUGAAAUGGAUUUUGUUGAAAGGGCGGCGUUGGUUGAAGUUAAAACUGAACCUGAUAGUUGUAAAACUGACGAAGAAAAAAGUUGUCAAACAGGAAAACUUUCUGAGAGAAAUUUACAAAAAACGCUGUUUUCAUCAUCAGAGGAAGAUACCGAUCAUCAGGAUCAACCUUCAACAUCGUCCGACUCAUUAAAAAAGUUUCACAAAAAAAUUGUUCGUAGACUUAGUACAUCGGAAAAUAUACCAAAUAAAAAGCCGCGUUUAAGUAUUAAUAGUAGAUCUGACAAUACUAACGAAGAACACGUCCACAUCCGGCGUCCAUCAUCUUCACACCGAACCUAUUUAAGUAAAAGCUCUGGAAGCAAACACUCACACAGUUCCCAUUCGAGAGAAAAUAGUUCUUCCAAAGAUGAUGUCUUUGACAAACUUAAAGAAAAUGACAAAUCUAAACAAGAUCGUAAAUCAUCAUCAUCAUUGAGUAGCCAUAAAAAUUCCAGCGAAAAUAAAUCAAAAUCAAAAGAUAGAGGACCGAGUGUUCAUCAUUCUAAUUCGUGUAUUGAGCUGCCUACUUCUCCCACUUCUAAUUUAUACAAGUCAGCAUCAGUAGCUAGAAUGAAAUCAGUGGAAAGUCUUUCAUUAGUUGAACAAAAUCAUAUUGAUGAUUUUGUGGAAAUUAAGAAAGCCACGAAAGUAGUUGAAGAAAGCAAAAAACCAGAAACACAAGCACCUGUUGCGACAACAACGAUAUCCAAAAUAAUCCGAGGUCCACCCGAAAUUAUCCAACCGCCAACACUGCCAGUGAACAAGGGAAAGCUUAGAGGUAUCUCCGCUACACACAAUAGAAUUGCAGAAAAAUUAAAAGCUUCAUCAAAUACCAAAGAAUUAAAACGAAAAUGGUUGGAAAAGCCCUCAGCAAAAAAAGAUAAAGAAAGAGCAAAAGCCAUACAAGAAGAUCGAAAGAAGAAACUAAAAGAAUUAAAUGACAGAAAACAAUCAGAAAACUUAAAUAGCGCGUCAAUCUCCACAAAAGAAAAAACUUCUACCGACGAUAAAGAAGGCGACACUAGGAAAAAAGUCAAGGUCAAAUUGACCAAAACUAACCGAGGUGCUUUUCUAACGGAAUUACCUGCAACAAAUCUAAAGCCACAUUAUGUGAUUCCUAAGAAAAUUCCAAAACCAAACGGAACCUCCCCAAAAUUAUCAAAUGGAUCUUCUAAGCCCUCUUCCAAAAUAUCACCGACACAAGUGGUGAAGAACAAGAAACUUCCACAAAAACCCAGCACUGAAAUCGUCUCUAGUUUUGCCCAAGAAUUAGCCCAAGCUGAUACAGUAGUACUUCAAAGACAAACUAGUCGUGAUCGAACUAGAAGCACCGAUAGUGCUAAUGAGACUCAGAGGCAAUGUGCUCCACCACGUCGCAAUAGUAAAAAAAUCAAUUUUGCCUCUAUGCAGCAACAUUUCGAAGAAAACAAUCGAAUUCUCAUACAAGCUUCUUGUUUGAGGAGUCCAGCUUCGAAUACAGUGCGACCUCGAAAAGUAACAUUCAAGUUGCCUCCUGAAAUUCGAUAUUUCGAAUCGGUUUCAAGCGCAAAACCUAAACGUCAACAAAAAGAAAGCUCCACAUUUAUGGAAAGAAGAGCAAUUAUUCGAAAGCAGUAUUCUAUAUUGGAUAAAACAGAUAGUUUGCUUGAUGAUAUUUUGUCGUGGAGUCAGCUUUGGUUACGAAAUAAACAUCAUAAUGUCAACAUGAUGGUCUUCCCAAUGACCAAUAACUUUAAGUCGUUUGGAGAGUACAAAAAUAUUAUUUUACCGUUACUUAAAAUGGAGUACUUAGCACAUCUUGAAAAAGCUAUGGAGCAAUCGGCUUUGAAGACUGCCAUUUUAGCUGAAAUCGAUUAUAGUGCGCCACAUAAACACAGGGAUUAUGUUUUUGCAAAAUGUAACACAAUUUUAAGGCCAACUGAAUUGUCAUAUAAUGACUUAGCUUUAAUUGACGUUUUUGUUGGGUCUACGACAAUUCAAUAUUUUGGUUAUAUUAGCAAUAUACGCAAAAGUGGAACAUACACAUUCAUUACAUUCGAAAUAACUCCUAAUGCAAUUCCCAAAGACAUUCUUACCACGAAACCAAAAAUUAAAAUCAGACGCAUAAUAGAUGGUAUCCUUCUGCAUUUGAGCACAUUUAACGCCGUCCACCAACUAGAACAAACACCUCUCAUCCAAAAGAUCUUAAAUCCUUCGGAGCUACAAAGCAAACAAAAUAAUUUACGCACUUCGUGUAUUGAAUACAAAGGAUUUAAUGCAUUAAAUAAAGAGCAGCAUGAUAUUUUAUUAAAAACAUACGAAAAAGCCAUCGAUGAAUCAAGUCCGAAUAUAUCAUUAAUCAAUGGUCCCCCUGGAACUGGAAAGUCGGUACUUAUUUCAAAUCUUGCAAUUCAAUUGCUCUAUGGCAAUGAGGUAAAAGAGUUGGAUAAGAAAAUUCUGAUUUGUGCCCAAAGCAAUAUGGCUGUGGAUGUAAUAGCAGAGAAACUAAUUAAAAUCAAGCAAAAACUCUCACUCGAUGUUACACACUUUAAUGUUGUUCGAUUUGGAAUGGAUGAAAAGGUCCAUCCAAAUGUGAAGACAAUAACUCUUAAAAGUGUCUUACAGCGCCACCGAAUGAGCAUUUUAAAAAAGCAAGCAAAUCAAGGCAAUGAUCAAAUAAUGAAUGAAGAAAAUCUUAAUUCAGAAAUUGUGCAACUAGAAGCUCAAAUAGUUGAAAUGGAAAAACACAAUUUCCAAGAUGUGCGACAAGAAGAGCUUAUGGAAAUGCGCAGGAACUUAACGAUUAAGAAAAAUAUAGUUAAUCAAGUGUUCCGGCCGGAAGACGAGAAGCGCCUGAGUAAAUGGUUUUUGCAGAACGCCAACAUAGUUUGCUCGACUCUUAGCAGUUGUGUUAAACUUGCAUCCUUUGUGGAUUACUUUGAUGUAUGUAUUAUUGAUGAAGCAACACAGUGCACGGAACCGUGGGCUUUAAUGCCUCUGAGAUUCGGUGUGAGUAAUCUGAUCAUGGUUGGUGAUACGCAACAACUUCCAGCAACAGUGAUAUCACAGCGUGCUAAAGAACUGGGUCUUGAAACGUCACUAUUUACAAGAAUUAAAAAGUGUUUGGAAUCUGACUACAGAGAAACUCCAAAUAUCCUCGAAAUUCAAAACAAGCCAAUUUAUACCCUUCAUGAACAAUACCGAAUGCAUUCGGAGAUAAGCAAAUGGCCAAAUAUGUAUUUUUAUAAAAAUCAAUUAAGAAACAAUCCCAAAGUAGAUGAAUUCAAAUCAAGUAUCAAACCAUUUUCUAUACUCAAUUUGGAAUACAGGCAGAAUGACUCAUAUUAUGGCCAAAUUUCAAUAUCAAAUAAUUUAGAAGCUGAAUUUGUUGCUAAACUAGUAACAGAAUUAAACAAUUAUAUACCGAAUAAAUUUUAUAGUUAUGGCAUAAUAACACCAUACGCUCAGCAUCGCGAAAAAUUGGAAAACAUGAUAAGAAAUAGCGGCCUAAAUGAUAUAAUGGUUAAUACCAUUGAUUCGUAUCAAGGAAUUGAGAAGGAUGUGAUUAUAAUAUCAAAUGCACGUACUCAUGGAGUUGGAUUUUUGGGCAACUAUCAAAGACUGAAUGUUGCUCUGACUAGACCAAGAAAAUGCCUUAUAGUUUGUGGAAAUUUUAAAAAUUUAGAGUCUGUACCUUCGUGGGCGAGUUUGCUGGCAAAUGCAAAAGAUCGAGGACUCUACCAUAAUAUUAGCACCAAAGACGCUUUAGACAUAAAUAAAAAUGUAAUUGAGAAAAUCAAAAUCAAACGCUAAUCCAUACAAAUUAGUUAAAACGAUAAAAAAACGUUCUUGUGAUAAUCAAAAAUGCUAUUGUUUAGCCAACAUAAAUCUAAAAUAAUCUUUUUUUUCAUUGCUAUACAUAACUAUGUAUAUGCCAUAAUAAUUACAUUCUGAUGUAUUAUAAAAAUAAAGUUAUAAUAAGUAUAAUUUUUUAUAUACCGCACAAAUAUUUUCUGUUUCAUCAUCUUAUGUACAAAAAUAAUCAUUAGGCUAAUUCGGAAUAUACUUUUCAUUCAGAUAAAUAAGUUUUUAUAUUUUAAUUGUUAUGAAUGCAUUUAAAUUUUUAAACCAUUCAUCAAUAGCAUAACUUAUCAUUGAACGUUUUAUUUUGUAAAAUAAUUAAAUAUUUUAAAUUUAAGUAAGUGGAUUCGUUAGCGAUCACCUCAUUUUGCUAAAAAAAAAGCAUUUCGUUGGCCAAAACUCGUUGUUAUCGAAUCUAUUAUUCAUUUUAUGAACAAAAUAUUUUUGAAUUAUUCCUACAAUUAUUCAGUACAAAGUUAGGCAAAACAUUUGUAUUUAAUUAAAAACAUAGUUUAUAAUUAAAAACCGACAUUUAAAAAUUCAGUCAAUUUCCUGCCAAAGUUCAAAUCGUUUGCUUUUUUCGUUAUCUAAAUAAAAAUCAAGCUUUAUUGCUUUGUUGGUCAAAAUGUAUGGUAGUGUCUAUUUUGGCCAAAUUGAACUUAACUUUCGUUUAUUUUUAUUUAUGUUUAAGCUAAUUUCAUAUGUGCCAUAGAAAAAGACUUGGUUUAACAGAAGAAAUUUAUUCAAAUCCAAUCAAUAAAAAAGAAUAUAUUGACAAUACAAGUUUGAACGAUUAGUAAUUGAAAGAAUAAUGAAUUAAUCAAAUAUAAAAUUUACAUUGAAUUUUGAAACUUUUGCUAAUAUAUACAUAUAUAGUUUUUAGUCAUAAGUUUCCAUUAAAUAUAAACAUAUAACGAUCUGAUUCCAUUUUGUGCUUUGUUUUCUUAAUUUUAUGUUUCUAUAAAAACUAAUAACAUAGAAUAGUAAAGAACUUUUAAGUAAAAGUAGAACUUAAGAUUUGUACAGCAAAAAACAAAAGAAGCAAUUAUUGUAGAUUUAAGAGUUAUUGAUUUUUAUUAUUGUUGGGUUUACUCAAAAGAUACAAAAAUGUUGAAGAGAAUUAAUAAA
Eupeodes corollae is the source of this 6780-nucleotide messenger RNA. RefSeq lists its product as uncharacterized. Gene Ontology annotation, biological process: termination of RNA polymerase II transcription. NCBI's taxonomy places the organism in Eukaryota, Metazoa, Arthropoda, Insecta, Diptera, Syrphidae. The transcript is spliced from 11 exons. The coding region runs from base 301 to 5604 and encodes 1767 amino acids. The record is from RefSeq and is a predicted model, not a curated record. Gene Ontology annotation, molecular function: transcription termination site sequence-specific DNA binding; helicase activity; protein binding. Gene Ontology annotation, cellular component: nuclear body.